GCCCAGGCGCUGAGGGGCGGGGCCAGACCCCGGGCCCGCCUCCACGAGCUCGCGGGAGCCUCGGAGCGCUGGGCACCCCGACUGUUUUAGGGGCUUCAGAGGCGCCGCCCGAGAGACCCUGGGCGGGCGCCGGGCGCAGCCGCCUCUCCGCGUUUGCCUGUGCGUCUUUGUGUCUGUCUGUGUCUGUCAGGCUGUCCCCGAGCUUGGCUCCACUUCUAGAACCAAGCUUCCGGCAGAGCGACAACCCGCGGACCUCAUCCCUUCCCUAUGGCAGCCUCGAGGUCCCCCAAGGGCUAAGGGGCAAGAGGAGGAGGUCGCAAGUCUCUCUAAUGGACCCCUGCCCCCCUACAGGAUACUUGCCCCCCGCAGGCUACGCCCCUUCGCCCCCUCCUCCCUACCCGGUGACCGCUGGGUACCCGGAGCAGGUGCAGCAUCCCGGGCCUGGACCGGCGCCGGUGCCCGCCCACGUGCCUGUCCCCGCGCCCGGCUUCGCUCUCUUCCCCUCGCCCGGCCCCAGUGCCCUGGGCCCUGCGGCCGGGCCAGCCGCCCCUCUCUUGCCGCUGCCCGGGGUGCCUUCUGGCCUCGAAUUCUUGGUGCCGAUUGACCAGAUCCUGGUUCACCAGAGGGCUGGGCGCGUGGAAACGCGCCUAGGCUGGGAGACAAGUAACCGGUAUGAACUGCGCUCGGGGGCUGGGCAGCCCCUGGGUCAGGCGGCCGAGGAAAGCAACUGCUGUGCCCGUCUGUGCUGCGGCGCCCGCCGGCCCCUUCGUGUCCGUCUGGUGGACCCCGGGGACCGAGAAGUGCUGCGCCUGCUCCGCCCCCUCCACUGUGGCUGCAGCUGCUGCCCGUGUGGCCUCCAGGAGAUGGAAGUGCAGUCGCCACCAGGCACCACCAUUGGCCAUGUGCUGCAGACCUGGCAUCCCUUCCUCCCCAAGUUCUCCAUUCAGGACGCCGACCGCCACACCAUCCUGCGAGUGGUGGGGCCCUGCUGGACCUGCGGCUGUGGCUCCGACACCAACUUUGAGGUGAAGACCCCCGAUGAGUCCCGCAGUGUGGGCCGCAUCAGCAAGCAGUGGGGCGGGCUGCUCCAGGAAGCCCUCACAGACGCGGACGACUUUGGCCUGCAGUUCCCGCUGGAUCUGGAUGUGAGAGUGAAGGCCGUGCUGCUGGGAGCCACGUUCCUCAUUUCCCCUCCCCUCAGGACUACAUGUUCUUCGAGAAGCGAGGAGGCACUGGGCCCUCUGCCAUCACCAGUUAGACGGCAUCUCAGGGUGAGGACCAUCACCUCAGCCAGAACUCAAGAUGGUCACCUGGCCUGGCCCGGCCCCUCUUCAGAGGCAGCCCCUUUCCUCCAUGUUUACUGCAGCGGACAGACAGGGAUGCCUAAGAGGCUGGGGCCAUGGUGCCCCAUCCCUACCCUACUCCCCUGGCCUCCUUCACCUGUGGCCCCCACAGAAGGGUAUGUAUGAGAGCCCUUCCCCUGCUACCUCUCACCGCUGUCUCCGGCCAUCCCUCAGCACACAGGCGUAUCGGCUUUCAGACUUGCCCUACUCACUUCCUCUCACCCCCUUCCAGGGCCUCUGCUCUGCUCUGCUCUGGAUGGGGCCUUGGGAAUCCAGAGCCCUGGGGUUUUACAACAGAGCUGGGGUGGGGAAGGGUAAACCGCACCAAAGAUGGCUGAUAUGCCACCCACCUCUGCCUCAGCUUGACCAAUUAGUUCAGCCUCAGAACGUGGCACUCAGAGGGGAUCCCUACUUCCCCAGCAACGGCUCUAGGGCCUCGGCCCAGUGCCAACGUCCUCUCCCCCUGGGCCCUCCCCACAGCUGGUGCUUGCUGCAGCUCCGUGUGCCUUAACCAACCACCCCUUCCUUCCCUGUUCCUAUAAAGGAGGCUGCAUCUUUGUAUGUUAUAUUCAUAUAAACUUUGUAACGUUUUGGA
Molecule: messenger RNA, 1938 nt
Organism: Myotis myotis
Lineage: Eukaryota; Metazoa; Chordata; Mammalia; Chiroptera; Vespertilionidae
Gene: PLSCR3
Product: phospholipid scramblase 3
Exons: 8
Coding region: 330-1469 (379 amino acids)
Biological process (GO): plasma membrane phospholipid scrambling
Cellular component (GO): plasma membrane
Molecular function (GO): phospholipid scramblase activity
Source: RefSeq, a predicted model, not a curated record